Colletotrichum lupini is the source of this 543-nucleotide messenger RNA. Its product is annotated as ribosomal L32p family protein. Gene Ontology annotation, cellular component: mitochondrial large ribosomal subunit. Gene Ontology annotation, molecular function: structural constituent of ribosome. The transcript is spliced from 4 exons. Gene Ontology annotation, biological process: translation. The record is from RefSeq and is a predicted model, not a curated record. NCBI's taxonomy places the organism in Eukaryota, Fungi, Ascomycota, Sordariomycetes, Glomerellales, Glomerellaceae. The coding region runs from base 1 to 543 and encodes 180 amino acids.
AUGGCAGCCAUCGCCAUGGGCGCGCAGCCUUUGCGCAUAACCUCCCUCUUCCCUCGCAUCUCCGCGCCAGCCUUCGCUCAGUCACCAAGAAUCCUCUCCCUCUACACACGCCAAGUCACCAACUCGUUCCUCCCGGCGCUCUCCUUCGCGCUCCCGGCUUUCAACCUCAACAUCCCCGCCUGGCUCGGCGGCAUCUGGGAGUCCAUCUUGCGAGCGGUACCCAAGAAGAAGACCUCUCACUCGAAGAAGAGACACAGGCAGAUGGCAGGCAAGGCGUUGCAGGAUGUCAAGUCUCUGUGCAAGUGCCCAGGCUGCGGCCAGAUCAAGAGGCAGCACGUGGUAUGCCCACACUGCCUGAGCAAGAUCAAGGAUAUGUGGAAAGAGGAGAACCCCUCAGGAAACAUACUUUGGCGUUUGGGACAAUCCAUCACCUUCUUCCGACGUGCCCAGCUGUCAUCAGACCGGUGUUUACUGUGGCGAACAAAGGUCCUCGAACUUCGUCUGGAGGUUGCGAAUGUGUUCAUCAGCGCAUCUUUACAAUGA